Molecule: messenger RNA, 960 nt
Organism: Tetrapisispora phaffii CBS 4417
Lineage: Eukaryota; Fungi; Ascomycota; Saccharomycetes; Saccharomycetales; Saccharomycetaceae
Gene: CDC10
Product: septin CDC10
Exons: 1
Coding region: 1-960 (319 amino acids)
Biological process (GO): cytoskeleton-dependent cytokinesis
Cellular component (GO): septin complex; septin ring; microtubule cytoskeleton
Molecular function (GO): GTP binding; molecular adaptor activity; GTPase activity
Source: RefSeq, a predicted model, not a curated record
AUGUCAAUUAAUCCUGCUACUGUUCAACCUGUUUCAUAUGUUGGUUUUGAUACCAUCACAAGUCAAAUAGAGCACCGUCUCCUUAAAAAAGGAUUUGCUUUUAAUAUAAUGGCCGUAGGUCAAUCUGGUCUAGGUAAAAGUACAUUAUUAAAUUCAUUAUUCUCAUCACAUCUUAUUGACUCAGCUACUGGUGGUGAGAUUUCCAAAUUACCAAUCACAAAAACAACAGAAAUUACAGUUUCUUCUCACACUUUACAAGAAGAUAGAGUUCAAUUAAAGGUUAACGUCAUUGAUACACCUGGUUUUGGUGAUUUCAUCGACAAUAAUAGAGCUUGGGAUCCAAUUGUUAAAUAUAUAAAAGAACAACAUUCCUUAUAUUUACGUAAAGAACUAACUACCAACCGUGAAAGACAUAUCACUGACAGUAGAGUCCAUGCUCUUUUGUAUUUUAUAAAACCAAAUGGAUCAGGAUUGAAAGACCUAGAUAUCGAAGCUUUAAAAAAAUUAACUGAAAUUGCAAAUGUCAUUCCGGUUAUUGCUAAAGCUGAUACUUUAACUAUUACUGAAAGAAAUGAAUUCAGAAGUAUACUACAGGAGGACUUCAUUAAACAUGACUUAAAAAUGUAUCCAUACGAUGACAACGAUCUAACUGAGGAAGAGUUAGAAUUAAACAAAAGUAUAAGGUCAAUUAUUCCUUUUGCCGUUGUUGGUUCGGAGACCGAUGUCGAACUGAAUGGUGAAACAUUUAAAGGUAGAAAAACUAGAUGGGGUGUCCUUAAUAUUGAAGACAUUGAUCAAUGUGAAUUCGUUUAUUUAAGAGAAUUUUUAAUUAGAACUCAUUUACAAGAUUUAAUUGAAUCAACUUCGUUUGUUCAUUACGAGAGCUUCAGAUCUAGACAAUUAAUUGCUUUAAAAGAAACAGCCUCAAACCGUAACUCUGUACCAAUGACACAACGUUAG